Epinephelus lanceolatus (giant grouper) is the source of this 4669-nucleotide messenger RNA. Lineage: Eukaryota; Metazoa; Chordata; Actinopteri; Perciformes; Serranidae. The record is from RefSeq and is a predicted model, not a curated record.
AUGGCUGCCGAUGCGGUGCCUGGAGCUCCUCCCAGGAAGGUGGAGGCAGAUGCGCUCAACUCCACUGCCAUCAGGGUGACCUGGAAGCCUCCCCUGUCUGUGAAGCAGCAUGGCCAGAUCAGAGGCUACCAGCUGGUCUACUCCAGGUUAGAGAAUUGGGAGCCUCAUGGCCAGCCAGUCAUCAUGGACGUUUCCCUUCCUCAAGCCCAGGAGGCCAUUGUAACAGGUCUGCUCCCAGAGACAACCUACUCUGUGACGGUGGCUGCGUAUACCACCAAGGGUGAUGGAGCUCCCAGCAAGGCCAAGGUGGUCACCACCACAGGAGCAGUGCCUGGCAAACCCACAAUGAUGAUCAGCACCACCGUAGGGAACACUGCCCUGAUCCAGUGGCAGCCUCCUAAGGAGAUGGUCGGGGAGCAUGUGGGAUACCAGCUGCAGUACAAGAGAGCAGAGGAGGAAGCUUUCACUAUCAAAGACUUCAGAAAGGCAGAUGAUCAUUUCACAGUCACCGGCCUUCACAAGGGAGCCACCUACAUCUUCAAACUGUGCACCAAAAACCAAGCAGGCAAUGGGGAGGAAUAUGUAAAGGAAAUCAGCACCCCUGAGGACAUUCCAAGCAGCUAUCCCCAGAAUCUGACUGUGGUAGGCCUGACUGCCACCUCCAAUAAGCUGGCCUGGGACCCCCCUCCUCUGGCUGAGAGGAAUGGAAAGAUUGUCAAGUAUGUGGUGGUGUAUCGAGAUAUCAAUAGCCAGCACAACAACACCGACAGCACCACAGAAACACAGAUGACUGUCCAAGGCUUGCAGCCAGACACUACCUAUGACAUCAGAGUCCAAGCUUUUACGAGCAAGGGGGGAGGACCAAUCAGUCCCAGCAUUCAGAGUCGAACAAUGUCCACCUCCAUGCCAGACCUUCCCUCAGCAUUCACCAAGGACUUCAGUGUGAAGGCUGUGAUGAAAACCUCGGUCCUGCUGACCUGGGAAGUACCAGAAACUUACAAAUCUCAAGUGCCUCUCAAGAUCCUGUACAACCAGCACAGUGUGGAGGUUCCAGGCAACCUGAAGAGGAAGCUGAUCACACAGCUGCAGCCAGAUACAGAUUAUUCCUUCAUCCUAAUGAGCAGGGGGAACAGUGCCGGUGGCCUCCAGCAGCAGGUUUCCAUUCGUACAGCUCCAGACCUGCUGAAGAUGAAACCAGCUCGAUUCCAACACCAUGUAGAGGAGGUUGGGAAAGUGACCAUCAGUCUGCCCAGGAUCCCCGCUGCAGUUUCCGUCAGGUGGUACUACAUAGUGGUUGUCCCCCUAACCCUGGGUUCUCUAAGAAGAUGGGAGAACCCUGAGGACAUGGAUAUACAUGAGCUCCUGGAGGCUGGUGCUGACAGCAGUCUGCAGAGGAAGAAGAGACAGAACCAGGAUUUCCUGCAGCCCUACAUCGCUGCCAAGCUGGACACUCUGUCUGAGAUUUUCACACUAGGUGAUGAGAAGAAAUACAAUGGCUACUACAACAAAGCUCUCCUUGACCAGCAGCAGUAUCACUGCUUCGUUCUGGCUGAAUGGACGGGCCAUGAGUCUCAAAGGACUUUUGCGGCCAGCCCUUUUUCUGAACCCAUCAUGGUGAAGCUCCACAAUGGGAUGACCCAACAAACUGAGGACCCAGAGAUGCUGUGGGUGAUGGGUCCAGUGCUGGCAGUCAUUCUCAUCAUUAUCAUUGUUAUUGCUAUUCUACUCUUUAAGAGCAAACAAGAAAGGAAACAAACCUCUCCAGCCAAGGAUGAGCACAUGGCCGGGAUCAAGGACCCACUGUUGGCCCACUCCUCAGACCCUGUGGAGAUGAGGAGACUGAACUAUCAGACACAAGGCAUGGACACACACACAUGGCAGCAGUGCCAGUUGCAGCCAGCGAGAGGGUCCGGUCAGAUGAUGCCAGAGCCGCGGGGCCAUCCACCGGGGGCACCGGACCCCCAGCGACGACUCCACGUAGCUCCACAGGGGGCUGGAUCUGAGGCGGCGCUGACAGAGGCUGAUGCUGGAGAUGGAUCGACAGACUCUAAAGCCCAAGAGGAUGGGGGUGGAGGGGGGGUCCUGUUCCUCGAGGCUGGAGAACAUGUUAAAGGUGGACAGCCCAUGGGCUGUAGGUGGUGGAGGGCGAUGAAGAAGUUUUCCUCCAUGUUUGCCGCUGCCGGCAACAAUCCACUGACCGGGGGUGGAUUCAAGCACAGGUCAGACCUUCGGCCUGGUUCCCUGGUGAAUCCAGGGGUCAGCAGCCUGGACAACAUCAAUGGGAGCAGCAAAGUGGAUAUUCUGUCUUCCAACUCGGAGAUAAUCUGUGAUUUAUGGAGGCAGUCAUCGCAUCCAGGUGAAGAGUCUAUAGAUCCAGGACAGCAGUUCACCUGGGAGCACUCCAAUCUGGAGGUCAACAAGUCAAAGAACCGCUAUGCAAAUGUUAUUGCCUACGACCACUCCAGGGUCAUCCUCACACCUGUGGAUGGAGUUCCUGGGAGCGACUACAUCAAUGCCAACUACAUUGAUGGCUACAGGAAGCAGAAUGCUUACAUUGCUACACAGGGGCCCCUGCUGGAGACGCUGAGUGACUUCUGGAGGAUGGUGUGGGAGCAGAGGACCAGCACCAUCAUUAUGAUGACCCGCCUGGAGGAGAGGUCACGGGUGAAGUGUGACCAGUAUUGGCCCAGUCGAGGCACAGAGACAUAUGGGAUGAUUCAGGUGACCAUGCUGGACACUUUGGAAUUGGCUACAUACAGCAUACGCACAUUCGCUCUCUAUAAGAGUGGCUCAAGUGAGAAGAGAGAGGUUCGACAGUUCCAGUUUAUGGCCUGGCCUGACCAUGGAGUGCCUGAGUAUCCCACCCCAACACUCGCCUUUCUAUGCAGAGUCAAGGCCUGUAAUCCUCCAGAGGCUGGGCCCAUGGUGGUCCACUGCAGUGCUGGUGUGGGCCGAACAGGCUGCUUCAUUGUGAUCAAAGCAAUGCUGGAGAGGAUGAAACACGAAAAGUCUGUGGACAUUUACGGUUAUGUGACAUGCAUGCGAGCUCAGAGGAAUUACAUGGUGCAGACUGAGGAUCAGUACAUAUUCAUCCAUGAGGCCCUGCUGGAGGCUGCAACAUGUGGAAACACAGAAGUCCCUGCCCGAAACCUAUACACCCACAUCCAGAAGCUCUCCCAGAUCCCUCCUGGAGAGACUGUCACCACCAUGGAACUGGAGUUUAAGAAACUGGCCAACUCUAAACCACAUACCUCAAGAUUCAUUUGUGCCAACCUGCCAUGUAACAAAUUCAAGAACCGCCUGGUGAACAUCAUGCCUUUUGAGUCCACCCGCAUCUGCCUGCAGCCAAUCAGAGGAGUGGAGGGCUCUGACUACAUCAAUGCCAGCUUUAUUGAUGGAUACAGGCAGCAGAAAGCGUACAUGGCCACCCAGGGCCCCUUAGCCGAGACCACAGAGGACUUCUGGAGAAUGCUGUGGGAACACAACUCCACCAUUGUAGUCAUGCUCACCAACCUGCACGAGAUGGGACAGGAAAAAUGCCAUCAGUACUGGCCUGCUGAGCGCUCUGCACGCUACCAGUAUUUUGUUGUGGACCCCAUGGCUGAGUACAACAUGCCUCAGUACAUCCUGAGAGAGUUCAAAGUCACAGAUGCCAGGGAUGGUCAGUCAAGGACCAUCAGGCAGUUUCAGUUCACUGACUGGCCAGAGCAAGGAGUGCCAAAAACCUUGGAAGGAUUCAUAGACUUCAUCGGCCAAGUCCAUAAAACUAAAGAGCAAUUUGGACAAGAUGGACCAAUUACUGUCCACUGCAGUGCUGGUGUUGGGAGGACUGGGGUGUUCAUCACCCUGAGCAUCAUCUUGGAGAGGAUGAGGUACGAGGGAGUGGUCGACCUGUUCCAGACUGUCAAAACGCUCCGAACUCAGAGGUCAGCCAUGGUGCAGACAGAGGAACAGUACCAACUGUGCUAUCGGGCUGCUUUGGAGUACCUGGGAAGCUUUGAUCACUAUGCAACAUAACCCCACCCUGAGAGACACCCUCAAAGGAGUUUUGUCUCCUCUGAGCCAUGUCCACUCAGCUCCAUCAGUCUCUGAGGCCUGAUGAGAAGGCUACAGUACAAGGAGAACUGACAAGGAGGUGACCACACCAGGAAACGGGAGAUUAGAGGAAAGGGGAGAGGGACAGGAGGAGCUCUUUCUGCACUGGUGCCAUGAUUCUGCCACAGACCCGAGACCAAAAACCAACCCUGAGAGACUUGUCGUCAUUCCUCAUUCCAAUUCUUGACUGGAUACUCCCGUCCCUCCCCAUUUUCUGCCUCCUCCUCCAGCAAAAAUAAAUGUUCUGCCAUUUUCAUUUAUAUUCAUCAGAACUGUAUUGUUCUGAAUAUUUAGAUUUUUUUGUAAUCAUUUACACUGGUUAUUGUAUGUCUUAAUAAUGUCUUAUUAAUAUGUUUCAUUUUUAAUUCAAUUUUUCCAAUCUUUUUAUUAAUUUCAUUAGCACAAGGACAUGUUUUCAUUAUGACUGGAGAGCGUACACUCACAGCUGCUAAUAAUUUUAUUUUGAACCAUAGAUAUGAUAUUCUAAUGCUAUCAUUACUCAUUUGAUCUUGUUUGUGGAUUUUUAUUUUCCUGUCCUGACGUGCAAAAGAACAGUGAUGAUGACAUCUACCCA